CUUAGCCCUCAUUAGGCUGUAUACUGAGUCAGACGCAAAGAUUAUUUUUGUGGAUUCCUCUUCUUUAAGGCAGUUGAGAAAAGUGAAGGAAUGCACUUGGAUAUAUGGUGAUAGCAUGGAAGUCUUCCUAAUUGGAUUUGUCCAGAAAGGGUGUUGUUGCUGUGGAAUAAGACCUCCUGCUCCUUUUAGCAAUGGAAUGUAGAGGAUGCUUUUAACUUCUUACCUGCAGUCUCUUAAUCUCCCUCACUACAUCCAAAUUUGAUUUUUCUUGUGAUCAGGUGGGCAGUUUUCUUCUUUUGACCAUUGAAUAAGUGUUGGAAAUUGCAACCUCUUGCAUUGUGUAAGGGCUGCUUUGCUAUCUGUAAAAUAGGUUUGCUUCUUAGGCAUGCAUUGGAGAGGAGCUUGUGGCAAUUGGACUGCUGUUUUUGCCAUCCACUUAUCCAAAUCACUUUUUUGUUUUCACUCUCAAGUCCCCUGCUGUAGAAGAUUCUUAUCACUUGUCUAUCAGGACUUUCUCGUGAUAGAUAACCAUAGUCAUUGUAGAAAGAAUAUUCCGAAAAGUUUCACAAUGGUCAGGCAGUAAAUGGUUGAAAAACAAGCUGCAAGCUAAAUCUGGAUAUAUAAUCUCUGAAAUAUUUUCUGAUUUCGCUAUUGCACAUUUAUACUCAGUAUUCUUCCUAUGCUAUGUUUCAACUUUCCUUGGUCUGAGCUUUUCCAUAUGUGUUAGACAACAGCAAAGUGGGCUGGAUGUAUGUGAUGUAAUCCAACAUAUCCUGAGGAUUUCAGGUUGCAGAAGGUGGCUUUAUUUUUUUACUCCACAUCAGGAAGAAUAUAUUAGUGUUUUCACUUCUGGAGUUGUUAUAUUUUUUUUCCUGAAGCAGUCACUAAGAGGUUUCAAUUUAUUGUAUACUAAAAGAUUAUCCUGUGUGCUCAUGAUUUCCCCUCAUGAUUUCCUUUGCUCUUGAUCCAUUAAUUUUCCUAAAAGCUGUUCCUCAUUUGAGAAAUAAACCAAACUAUACUUUUUCCAGGUUGAUGGUGGGUUGGUUGAUUCGACUGAAGAAGCUACUUUAUCAGUCAACUUGCCUCCAUCAAGUACUUCAUCGCUCUUGAGAAUGGAGGCGCCGUUGUGGCCGGUCGGGGCGGCUUUGCGAGGCCCGGAGGCGUUGGACGGGACCGGCCUUCGGCUGUUAGGCCUGGAAGGCCGCUUGGCUUCGGCCGAGAAGAAGCUGGGCGGUUGCCAGAGGACGGUGACCGAGCUGGGCAGCCAGCUGGAAGGCAAAUGGGCCGCCCUGAGCGGCCUGGUGGAGGAAUACGGGCGGCUCCAACGGCGGCUGGAGAACCUGGAGAACUUGCUGAGGAACCGCAACUUCUGGAUCCUCCGCUUCCCGCCGAGCGGCCAGGGGGAGACGCCAAAGGUUCCGGUCACCUUCGAUGAUCUUUCUGUUCAUUUCAACGAGCACGAAUGGGGCAACCUGGAUGAAUUGCAGAAGGAUCUCUACAAGACGGUCAUGAAAAGCAAUUACGAGAUGUUGGUCUCCAUGGAUUACGCGAUUGCCAAGCCCGAGAUCCUGACCCGGAUUGAACAAGGAGAGGCCUUGUGCGAUACAAACAUUGACACUAUGCCUGGGAUUAACACACCGACACCGCCUGGCGCAGAGUCCCCCGUUGCUCCAGUCGAUGUUUCUUUGUGGCUGAAGGAAGAAGCAGAAGGGCCUCAAGGCAGCGGCAAUGCCAGGCCUCCUGAGGAGAUUGGUGCUGGACUUCACGAGGGUUCUUCAGUGGAGUAUAUAGACCUACCUUCAGGGAUUAAAGAGGAGAUGGAGGAGGUGUGCUUGGGCCCCGGGGAAUCCCACAGAGACCACGUGCAGUACGAUCCUAGUGAGGAAUAUCAGACCAUUACCAUUUCUGAGGAACAUCUCUGUGGACUUCAGGAAGACCCGUGUGCUCAGGACUCCUUGUUCUUUGGGGAAGGCCCUAGCCCAGUAUUUUGCAACGGGCUCUUAUUUUCGCUUGCCAUGUCCUCAAAGAGGAAGAGAAAAGGCCACAGUUCCUCCGAAGAGCGCAGCAAGAAGCACAGGAAGGCCAUCAGUCUGAAUUUGAAGAUGAAGAUCAUCAAAGCCUACGACGCCGGGAAGAAGGUGAACAUCAUCGCUCAAGAAGAAGGCCUGGCCCAUUCCACCAUCUCCACCAUUUUGAAGAACAAGGAGCGGAUCAGGGAAGCCAUGAAGGGAUCGCCGGGGACGAAAGCCAUCAUCACCAGGCAGCGCAAAGGCCUCAUCCACGAAACAGAGAAACUCCUGAUGCUUUGGAUCGAGGAUCAGAUCCAGAAGAGGAUUCCCAUCAGCCUCCCGCUCAUUCAGGCCAAGGCGCGCAGCAUUUUCGCCACCCUGAAGGAACGAGCGGGCGAGGAGUGCACUGAAACGUUCACGGCCAGCCGCGGCUGGUUCAUGCGGUUCCAGCGAAGGUUUAAUUACCACACUGCGCACCCGCCAGGUGAAGCCACGGAUGCCGACAAAAUAGCAGCCCAACGCUUCCUCGAUGACUUGGACGAUCUCGUCACAGGAGGGAACUAUUUGCCCGAACAGAUAUUCAAUGUGGACAAAACCAGGUUAUUCUGGAAAAAAAUGCCAGAACGGACCUACCUUCACCAAGAGGCCCAAGCCAUGCCUGGAUACAAAGCCUUUAAGGACAGGAUCACUUUGCUCUUGGGUGGAAACGUCGCUGGAUUCAAGCUGAAGCCCUUUCUGAUUCACAAAUCGGAAGAUCCUCUCGUGUGCCAAAAUAUCUGCCAGGAGACCCUGCCCGUUUAUUACCAAUCCGAUCAGAAGGCCUGGAUGACCCAAGUCUUCUUCGAGGAUUGGUUUGUGAAUUGCUUCAUCCCCCAAGUGCAGGAAUAUUGUUUUCAAAACAGAAUCCCUUUUAGAAUUCUUCUGCUCCUCAGCAACACCCCUGGGUAUCCCCUGCACCUGGACAAUGUCCACCCAGACGUGAAAGUCGUUUAUCUACCAAAAAACACCAGCCCUUUCCUGCAGCCCAUGGAUCAGGGAGCUGUCUCGACCUUCAAAGCGUGCUAUUUACGGGCCACGCUGGCCAUGGCUGUCGCCGCAACGGAGGACAGCGGGGUGAUCUUACGCGAGUUUUGGAAAGCGUAUGAUAUCAGCCACUGUAUUGAAAACAUCGCGACGGCCUGGAAGGACGUCAGCCUGAAAUGCAUGCAAGGGAUUUGGGAACGGUGCUUAAAACGUUUUGCUCUCCUCGUCCAUAAUUUCGAAGGCUUUGACCCAAACGAAGAUUUGGAGGAAAUCAGUCACAACAUUUUGAUGCUCACCCAAGCCCUCAGUUUAGAGGCAGAUGCGGAAGACGUGAAAAAAUGGAUCGCCUACCCCGAGGGAGAGCUUUCCAACGAAGAAUUGAUCGAGUUGAAAGAAGAAUUGGAGGCCCAGGGCCUUGCGGAAGAGGAGGAAGAAAUAAAAUUCUAGACUUGAGUUCAGGAAAUUCAGGGCGAAACUAUUGACUGGCGUUUUUCUUGGAUGUUAACAAAGCGGUACGAAAAUUAGGAAAUAUAGAUCCAAGUGUAAGAACAUUUUGGAAAGUUACAUUGGGAGACCAGGAAGCGUGUGUG
Molecule: messenger RNA, 3622 nt
Organism: Pseudonaja textilis
Lineage: Eukaryota; Metazoa; Chordata; Lepidosauria; Squamata; Elapidae
Source: RefSeq, a predicted model, not a curated record